This is a messenger RNA of Cyprinus carpio (common carp), 993 nucleotides long. RefSeq names its product E3 SUMO-protein ligase ZBED1-like. The record is from RefSeq and is a predicted model, not a curated record. Gene Ontology annotation, molecular function: protein dimerization activity. Lineage: Eukaryota; Metazoa; Chordata; Actinopteri; Cypriniformes; Cyprinidae.
AAGGUAGUGAGCAGCUUCUCUUUCAGUUGGAAGAGGAGGAGAGACCUGGCCACAGCGCAGCAAGAGCUAAAUCUCGCGGCACACCAGCUCAUCAGUGAGUCUCCUACCAGGUGGGGAUCCCGAGAGAAGAUGAUUGAGUGGGUACUGGAGCAGGUCAGGAGAAUGACACCCCACUGACCCAGUCUAUCAAAGUCUCCAUCCUGGAUUACCUGAGGGAGAAGUAUUCUGAUCCUUCCACUAACGACCUGCUGGACAUGGCAGGCUUAGUGGAUCCCAGGUCCAAGAUAACAUACUGCACAGAAAAAAAGGUGGAUGCCAUCAAGAGCAGAGCCAUAACCGAGAUGGAGGCAAUGCUCUAUGAGACUGACCAGGGCACAGCUGAGUUGGCUGCUUCACUGCCUCAAGAUGCAACAACGGUAUCACAGCCAGAAGAGCCACUAAGGAAGAAAUCCCUGGGCAGCUUCUUUAAAACUGCAGCAACAUCUUCCGCCACACUGUCGCAGAGAGAGCUUAUUGAAAAAGAGUUGUCUGCCUACUUGCAGUCUGUUAAUGUUGACAGUGAAGCAAAUCCAUUGCAGUGGUGGAACGACCAUGAGGAAAUGUUCCCAAACCUGAAAAAUGUGGCAAAAAAAUAUCUGUGUGUGCCCGCCACCAGUUCCCCAUCGGAAAGGGUAUUUAGUACCAGUGGUAAUAUAGUUACAUGCCAUCGAGCAUCUCUCAAACCAGACGCCGUUGAUAGGCUUGUGUUUUUGGCACAAAACCUCUAAACAACCUGGUAUUCCCUGGUUGUUGUUACAAAGGGACAACAUAGUAUGCACGAAAUACAACUACAUAUUUUUUUACUUUUUAUUUGUGCCAUAUAUUUCAUGCAGAAGAAACCAAAACUAAAGCUGCAAACUUUUCCAUAAUGGACCAGAUUCACCUUUUGUGAAUUGUUUUAUGUUUAGGUAUUGUGUUUGAAACCAUAGGAUUGUUUAUUAAAAAACUAAAAGG